Emiliania huxleyi CCMP1516 is the source of this 564-nucleotide messenger RNA. RefSeq lists its product as hypothetical. NCBI's taxonomy places the organism in Eukaryota, Haptophyta, Isochrysidales, Noelaerhabdaceae. The annotation marks the transcript as partial. Gene Ontology annotation, cellular component: cytosol. Gene Ontology annotation, molecular function: GTP cyclohydrolase II activity; 3,4-dihydroxy-2-butanone-4-phosphate synthase activity. The transcript has a single exon. The record is from RefSeq and is a predicted model, not a curated record. Gene Ontology annotation, biological process: riboflavin biosynthetic process.
AUGGCUACGCUCGAGUCGUCGUGCACGCUUCCCACGGCUGAGGGCACGGUGCUGAUGCAAGUGUAUCACGACCCGGCCACUGGACCGGAUAAGCCGUGGGUCGUCUCCUCGAGCGGCGACCUUGACGGCCGGGAGGGCGUGCUCGUCCGGCUUCACGACGCGUGCUUCACGUCGGAGAUACUGCGGUCGGUCAAGUGCGACUGCGAGGCGCAGCUGCGCGAGUCGCAGCGGCUCAUCGCUGCCGAGGGCGGCGUCCUCAUCUACACGCCGCACGAGGGGCGCGGGAUCGGCCUCGCAAAAAAGGUUGCGGCGUACCGGCUGCAGCACGAGCAGAAUCUCGACACGGUGGACGCGAACCGGGCGCUGGGCGAGCCCGACGAGGCGCGCACGUACACGUGCGUCCCGCUCAUGCUGCGCAACCUCGGCGUUCGCUCCAUCCGCCUCCUCUCCAACAACCCGUUCAAGGCAAACGCGCUGCGGGCGCUCGGCGUGACGGUGGUGAGGAUGGAGUCGCUGUGGAAGGCGGACGUGUCGGACCUGUGCCUCUCGUACGUGCAGGCCAAG